Molecule: messenger RNA, 1968 nt
Organism: Camellia sinensis
Lineage: Eukaryota; Viridiplantae; Streptophyta; Magnoliopsida; Ericales; Theaceae
Source: RefSeq, a predicted model, not a curated record
AUGCCCAUUUCACCUUCAAGAGACUUCAGAAUUCUCAACCACCUUCUCUCUCUGUCUCUCUCUCCCCUAAAUCUAUAACUUGUUUGUUGUUGUUGUUUCAUUGUUGAUUGAUUGAUUUAUGGACAAAGGAUGGGGAUUAACUCUUGAUUCUGCUGAUCCAAUAAGUUUCUUCACAAACAAGCCGGCUAACGUGUUGAGAGGUAGUAUGUUUCCGGGGAUCGGAUUACCGGUGAACCUUAACAGGAGGGAAGAGCAAGCUGCUCCAUCGCCAUCCCACGAGAAUCGGGUGGUUGUGCGUGAGGUAGACUUCUUCUCUGAUAAGAACAACUCAAAUCAUCAAAUGGAUUCCAAGACUAGUGUUAAUACUAAUAGUAUCAAGAAAGAAAACUCAGAUCAAGCCCCUUCCAGAGCUGAUUUUGAUGUAAAUACUGGUUUACACCUAAGUGAUCGGCCGACGAUUCAGGAUGUGAUUUUAUCAGCUGCGAAAGAUAAACGAGCCAAGAAUGAGCUCGGACUGUUGCAAGUUGAGCUUGAACAAAUGAAUGCAGAAAAUCAGAGGUUAAGAGGGAUGCUUUCUCAAGUUAGCCACAAUUACAGUACUCUACAGAUGCAACUAAUGACAUUAAUGCAACACCAACAACAACAGGGUUCGACAAUGAUAGUAGAAGAAGAUAAGAAACAUCAUGAGGCAGGAGGACCGGUGGUGCCAAGGCAAUUCAUGGACUUAGGCCCUAAUGCCGCUACUGAGACAGACGAGCCAUCUCGUUCUUCAUCAGAAGAAAGAACACCUUCGGGUUCAGGGUCGCCUCCGAACCAUAAAAAUGAGACGGUUCCGUUUGAUCAAAACAAGUCCAAUUACCGGGAUGGGAAAGCGAUUAGGAGAGAAGAAAGUCCCGAAUCAGAAAGUUGGGUUUCUAAUAAGGUUCCCAAAUUGAUGAACACCACUAAUAAGAGUGUUGAGCAGGCAUCAGAAGCUACAAUGAGAAAAGCCCGUGUUUCGGUUCGUGCACGAUCAGAAGCUCCCAUGAUCACUGACGGAUGUCAAUGGCGCAAGUACGGUCAAAAAAUGGCCAAAGGAAACCCGUGCCCUCGAGCUUACUACCGGUGCACCAUGGCAAUUGGUUGUCCCGUGCGCAAACAAGUUCAAAGAUGUGCGGAGGACAGAACAAUCCUAAUUACCACCUACGAGGGUACCCAUAACCAUCCGUUGCCCCCGGCUGCGAUGGCAAUGGCAUCGACCACAUCAUCAGCUGCAACGAUGCUACUUUCGGGGUCCAUGUCGAGUGGAGAUGGGCUAAUGAAUAUGAACCCUAAUUUCCUAGCAAGAGCAAUCCUUCCAUGCUCAUCAAGCAUGGCUACAAUUUCAGCAUCAGCACCAUUUCCAACAGUGACAUUAGACCUAACCAACACUCCAAACCCAUUACAGACCCAAAGAACGCCAACCCAAUUUCAAGUCCCACUUGCCUCCGGGUUUACCCGCCCGGUCCCCCAUGUGUUCGGCCAAGCCCUACAUAACCAGUCUAAAUUCUCUGGGCUCCAACUUUCUCAGGACAUGGACUCAGUUCAAGCUCCACAGAACACCUCAUUCUCCGACACUCUCAGCGCAGCCACGGCCGCCAUCACAGCUGAUCCCAACUUCACGGCAGCUCUUGCCGCCGCCAUCUCCUCCAUCAUUGGUGGUGCUCAACCAAACAACAACCACGCCAAUAACACCACCACCUCCACCUCCACCACCACUAACACCAACAACACCACAACAAGCAACAGCAACAAGAUUGGUAGUUUUCCAGGGAAUUGAAAGUGUGAUCAAAUCUUUUUAUUUCUUACCAUUUUUUUUUAGUUUCUUUUUUACAUUUUUGAGAAGGUGACAUUGUGAUUACAUGUUCAUACUUCAUAGACACAAAGUUUUAUUGCCCUGUUUUGUUUUGUUCCAACUUUGAAUAAUUAAUUUCUUAUUUUCAGUGAAUA